Molecule: messenger RNA, 2465 nt
Organism: Zalophus californianus (California sea lion)
Lineage: Eukaryota; Metazoa; Chordata; Mammalia; Carnivora; Otariidae
Gene: NTSR1
Product: neurotensin receptor 1
Exons: 4
Coding region: 1-1257 (418 amino acids)
Biological process (GO): neuropeptide signaling pathway
Cellular component (GO): plasma membrane
Molecular function (GO): G protein-coupled neurotensin receptor activity
Source: RefSeq, a predicted model, not a curated record
AUGCGCCUCAACGGCUCUGCGCCGGUUCCCCGGGGCGCGCCGGGCGCCAAACCCUUCCUGCUGCCGCCCUCGGGGCUGGAGGCGGCGCUCCUAGCCCCAGGCUUCGGUAACGGCACGGGCAACGAGUCGGAGCACCUGCGAGCGGCGCCCAGCAGCGACCUGGACGUGAACACGGACAUCUACUCCAAGGUGCUGGUAACGGUGGUGUACCUGGCGCUCUUCGUGGUGGGCACGGUGGGCAACUCGGUGACGGCAUUCACGCUGGGGCGCAAGAAGUCGCUGCAGAACCUGCAGAGCACCGUGCACUUCCACCUGGGCAGCCUGGCGCUGUCCGACCUGCUCAUCCUGCUGCUGGCCAUGCCCGUGGAGCUGUACAACUUCAUCUGGGUGCACCACCCCUGGGCCUUCGGCGACGCCGUCUGUCGCGGGUACUAUUUCCUGAGGGACGCCUGCACCUACGCCACCGCCUUCAACGUGGCCAGCCUCAGUGUGGAGCGCUACCUGGCCAUCUGCCACCCUUUCAGGGCCAAGACCCUCAUGUCUCGCAGCCGCACCAAGAAGUUCAUCAGUGCCAUCUGGCUCGCCUCGGGCCUGUUGGCUGUGCCCAUGCCCUUCACCAUGGGCCAGCAGAACCGCAGUGCUGACGGCCAUCACCCCGGCGGCCUGGUGUGCACGCCCGUAGUGGGCACCGCCACGAUCAAGGUCGUCAUCCAGAUCAAUACCUUCAUGUCCUUUGUGUUCCCCAUGGUGGUCAUCUCCAUCCUGAACACCAUCAUUGCCAACAAGCUGAACAUCAUGGUCCGCCAGGCAGCUGAGCAGGGCCAGGUGUGCACGGUUGGGGACCAGCACAGCUCAUUCAGCAUGUCCAUCGAGCCUGGCAGGGUCCAAGCCCUGCGGCAUGGUGUCCGGGUCUUACGGGCUGUGGUCAUCGCCUUCGUGGUCUGCUGGCUGCCCUACCACGUGCGGCGCCUCAUGUUCUGCUACAUUUCCGAUAAGCAGUGGACCCCAUUCCUGUACGACUUCUACCACUACUUGUACAUGCUGACCAACACGCUCUUCUAUGUCAGCUCCACCAUCAACCCCAUCCUCUACAACCUGGUCUCCGCCAACUUCCGCCAGGCCUUUCUGUCCACCCUGGCCGGCCUCUGUCCCUUGUGGGGGCGCAGGAGGGAGAGGCCGGCCUUCUCCAGGAAGACCAACAGCGUGUCCAGCAACCACACCUUCUCCAGCAACGUCACUCGGGAGACACUGUAUUAGAGCCGGGCGGGGCCCCGAGGAGGGGGCGGCGCCGCUUGGCCUCCACCCCCCCCCUGCGGCCCCCCCAGCCCCGGGGCAGGAAUGGGGCUCCGCAGAGGCCUCGGACCUGGCGCCCACCCCCAGGGGCCCCCAUUUCUCUCAGCGUCUCCCUCAGCCCGCCCCACCCCUCCCUCGGGGCCUCUUUGAAAGCCGGGGAGAGAUUGCUCCUCUCCCGAUCCAGAAAGGGCCUUUAAUGAGGAGAAAUGAGUGGUGGGUGAAAGGCAGACUUCUUUGUUCCCACACCACUGGUGUUCAGAGAGGACAGAAAUGAAAGGCACAGGCCUGGCUGGGCGGUCAAGGGGAGGCGGGGGGGGCCCCGAGAGGCGGGGGCGCUGGGCGGAGUCCGCUGGCGGGGCCCUCGAGGGCAUCCAGCCUCCCGGGAAGCUUUGAUGUGCCCCGAAGGACAGCCCGGGGGUCGGCUGGGUCAGGCACCGGCCAGACCCAGGCCUCUCCCUCCUCCUCGCGCCAAGACGACCAGGCUCUGCAGGGACGCCGGCCACCGGGGGCUUGGCCGGGAGGUCCUCGUGCUUGGCAGAGGCCAGGCCAGCGGAGUCCUGCGUCCUCACACCCACCCAGCGGCCCAAGCCAGGCCGGGGACGUCCCCGUGGGCACUCUCGCUCCCGCUGCGCGGCUGAGCUUCCUGAUGAGAAGGGGGGGCUCCCUGAAGGGCAGAGGCGAUGGCCGGGUCCCACAGAGGUGCCAUUUGCAGGGACUCAGCCACAGGUGAGGAGGAGGAGCCUGGGCGCAGGCAGCCCGCAGGUCGUAGGUCACACUGAGCCCUGGGCACCCAGAAAGGCAGGCGCCUCCUUGAUCUGUAAGAGCCGGUCUCCAGACAGGAUGGCCUGUCCUGGUCUUGGCCCUAGAAGGUCCCCUGAGCCAGGGGAAGCAGAUCCCAGAUGAGCUGCCCUGGAUAAGCUGACUGGGAGUGGCAGAAGGGCCCGGAAAAUGAAAUGCAAGGUUUUUUUAACGUAGGUUCUCACCGUCCUGAAGGGAGACUGUCAGACAGGCCGACGGCUGUGAGCCGCACUGACUCUCGACGCAGGAGGCCUGGUCUGAGUCCCAGGGCACCAGGACUCGAUCCCGCACCCAUAAAAAUGACAAGUUGGAGAGUCCAGUCUCCACGGUGGCUUUGGGUCAGGGCCCCCUACGUGAACCCCACAGGAUCAUUC